AUGCCAUCAGAAGAUAAAAAGAAGAAAGCUCAAGCGAAGAAGGAUGCAGCGAAGAAACGAAACCAGAAGCCAGCCAAAACUGUACUGUCACAGCCAGAUGGUGAAGGUGAUGAAAAGAUAGCUGAUAAUGGAAGUGUUGAUGUUCCCGAUGAUUUGCCGUCUGGAUCAUCAGACUCCACUCAUCACGCACGUGAUGAAGACUUUAUGGGUAGUGACGACGAAAAUGAAAAAGUUCACCAGUCUUUGGUUGAGACUUUAGAGUGCUUAGAUCUUCUUAGUGAACGUGUUGCUGCACAUCGGUCUGUCACUGGCGUUCUGGCAUCCCAUCCCGAAGCUAGAGAUGUACAAUUUUCAAAUUUGAGUGUAUCUUUUCAUGGAAAAGUUCUGUUGGCAGACACUCGUCUGGAACUAAACAAUGGUCGAAGGUAUGGAUUAAUUGGUCCAAACGGUUGUGGAAAAUCUACUCUGCUUGCUGUGAUAGCCAAUGGAGAAUUGGCUAUCCCACCACAUAUUGAUAUCUUUCUGUUGCAACGCGAAAUGGCACCUUCAAAUAAAACUGCACUACAGUGUGUAAUGGAAGUUGAUAAAGAGCGUGUCCGAUUGGAGGAGGAAGCUGCUCUGCUUUCAACGAGUGAUGAGCCUGAGGCGAGUGAACGUCUGUUAGAAGUGUAUGAUCGCCUGGAACAUUUGGAUGCUGAUAAAGCUGAACCUAAGGCUGCUGAACUUCUGCAUGGUUUAGGAUUUACUGCUGAAAUGCAAAAGAAAGAGGUUCGUCAUUUCAGUGGUGGUUGGCGAAUGAGAAUUGCUUUAGCCCGUGCUCUAUUUGUUCGACCUGCUCUUCUACUUCUUGAUGAACCAACUAAUCACUUGGAUUUGAAUGCCUGCGUUUGGUUAGAGCGUCAGUUAGUCAAUUAUCCACGAUGCCUGGUCGUUAUAUCUCAUUCACAAGAUUUUCUAAACGGUGUUUGUAAUCAUAUUGUCUUGAUGAAUAAACAAAAACUGAGCUAUUUUGGUGGCAACUAUGAUCAAUAUGUGCGUACAAGAUGUGAAUUGGAGGAAAAUCAAAUGAAACGUUUUAAAUGGGAACAAGAUCAAAUCGCCUCUAUGAAAGAUUACAUAGCUCGAUUUGGACAUGGAAAUAAGAAAAUGGCUCGUCAAGCGCAGAGUAAAGAAAAAGUUUUACAGAAAAUGGUAGCCGGUGGUUUGGCAGAAAAGGUUGAAGGUGAUAAAACGUUGACAUUUUACUUCCCUGACCCUGGAACAAUCCCACCUCCUGUCAUCCAGGUUCAACAAGUUAGUUUUCGAUAUGGACCAGGAAAGCCGUGGAUUUAUCGAAAUCUUGACUUAGCCAUUGAUUUAGAUCGUCGUGUUGCUUUAGUUGGUCCAAAUGGUGCGGGUAAAUCAACCUUGUUGAAGUUGAUUGCUGCUGAACUGGACCCAACUGAUGGUCUUAUUCGUCGUCAUUCACACCUUCGCAUAGGUCGUUAUCAUCAGCAUUUAGGUGAAAUGUUGGAUAUUAAUAUGAGUCCAGUCGACUGGAUGAUGAAGUGUUAUCCAGAAAUUAAAGAACGUGAUGAUAUGCGAAAGUUACUUGGACGUUAUGGUUUAAGUGGACCUCAACAGGUGUGCCCCAUUCGUACACUAUCAGAUGGACAAAGAUGUCGAAUUAUAUUUGCUUGGCUGGCUCAAAAAGCUCCUCAUCUACUGUUAUUGGAUGAACCUACAAAUCAUUUGGAUAUUGAAACGAUCGAUUCAUUGGCUGAUGCUAUUGAUGACUUUGAAGGUGGUCUACUACUUGUUAGUCACGACUUUAGACUUAUUUCACAGGUUGCGAAAGAAAUAUGGGUAUGUGAAAAUGAGACAGUGACUCCUUGGGAAGGUGAUAUUUUCUCCUAUAAAAAGUAUUUGAUGCAGAAUGUUUUGAAUGAAGCCUAA
This is a messenger RNA of Trichobilharzia regenti, 1935 nucleotides long. The record is from the annotation of a GenBank genome assembly. NCBI's taxonomy places the organism in Eukaryota, Metazoa, Platyhelminthes, Trematoda, Strigeidida, Schistosomatidae.